Messenger RNA from Adineta steineri, 984 nucleotides. The record is from the annotation of a GenBank genome assembly. NCBI's taxonomy places the organism in Eukaryota, Metazoa, Rotifera, Eurotatoria, Adinetida, Adinetidae.
AUGUUUCAUAUUGAGUUCAAUAAUUUUAAAUUACGUGAAGAUUCUCUUCCUCAUACUACUGCCUCGGAUCGUCGUUCAACAAAUGAUCGUAAUGCUGACAAGUAUAGAUCUUCCAAUAUAGUAGAUGCUGAAUAUAAACAUAUGCCGAGACCGCUAACAACAACUACAGAAGAACCUACGAUUUCUAAUGAUACGAGAGAACGAAUAAUAGUAAAGCGUAUUGGUGACCAUCCAUUGAAACAAGGUGAAGAGACUGUCUGGUUAUUCGACAAAAAGUAUGCCCCUUGGCUUGCACGUGCUAUAGAACGUGGCUGUAUUAAGAAUCGUGGUGUGAAAAGAACAGUGGAAAAAAUUGAAGCAGCUAAUAUAAUACCAAAUGAUCAAUCAGAAGGAAGUCGAUUAUUUAGAUACUAUUUAAAUGAAGCAAGAGAAAAGAAUGAUGCUUCAUAUUUAGUGACAGCUUACACGUUACAAAGUUUCUUCUAUCGUUAUCUUAAUAAAUAUAUGGCAACAGGUAAUCCAAAAAAAGUAUACAAGAAAUUAUGUCGUAAGUGGAGUGGUUAUUUUACGGGUGCAUUGAUGAGAAAUCCUGCAAUGGAAGUUUAUUAUUAUCGUGGAGAAACCUAUCGAGGUAUGCCGAUCACUUUCAAAGACCUGGAAAUAUAUAAAGUUGGUGCUCUUUUUGUAAAUAAAGCAUUUCAAUCAACAACAAAAUUAAUGGACGUUGCCCUGGAAUUUUCGCAACCAGAUCCACCAACAGAUGCAAAAGAAUCUAUCGUUAUUAUUUAUAAAAUUCGCAAUCGAACAACGGCACUAGAUAUUGGACAUAUAUCAUAUUUUCAAGGAGAAGAAGAAGUUUUAAUGAUGCCUGGUUGUUUAUUUAGAGUGGAAUAUAUCGAUGAGAGUAGAAAACCAAUCGAAAAUAGUAAAAUAUCAGCGAACAUUCAUACUAUACCACUCUAUAUUCACGUACAACAGAUAUAA